Molecule: messenger RNA, 1947 nt
Organism: Morus notabilis
Lineage: Eukaryota; Viridiplantae; Streptophyta; Magnoliopsida; Rosales; Moraceae
Product: zinc finger BED domain-containing protein RICESLEEPER 2-like
Exons: 6
Coding region: 1-1947 (648 amino acids)
Molecular function (GO): protein dimerization activity; DNA binding
Source: RefSeq, a predicted model, not a curated record
AUGGAAAUUGAUCUUGAGUCAAUUGAGUCUCAAAGUGUGGAUGUUGAGGUUGAAGAGAUUGAUGGAUCGAGUUUUAAUACCCAAACUCAAGGCGCCGAACUCCAGAAAAGAAAAAGGAAGCUGACCUCAAAAGUUUGGAGUCACUUUGUUCAUCUUCCUUUGGGUCCGGACAAGAAAUUGAAGGCCAAAUGCAAACAUUGUAUAGGGCAAAUGCUCAUUGCCCAAGAAGCUGGUGCAGUGACACUUGGUGGAAGUAAGUAUGAUCCUGAAAAAUUUUGUGAGUUGGUUGUAGCAGCUAUAAUCAUGCAUGAUCUACCUUUUAGUUUUGUUGAAUAUGCGGGAAUAAGGUCUAUAUUUCAAUACUUGCACCCUCAAAUUCAAUUGGUCUCUAGAAAUACUGCAAAGGCUGACGCUUUAAAGUUUUAUAAGAGGGAAAAGCUUCGACUUAAAUUGAUGUUAGAGACUAUCCCAGGGCAAAUGCUCAUUGCCCAAGAAGCUGGUGCAGUGACACUUGGUGGAAGUAAGUAUGAUCCUGAAAAAUUUUGUGAGUUGGUUGUAGCAGCUAUAAUCAUGCAUGAUCUACCUUUUAGUUUUGUUGAAUAUGCGGGAAUAAGUGAUGGAUAUGUUUGUCUCACUGCGCAUUUCAUAGAUAAGAAUUGGAACUUGCAGAAAAGAGUGUUAAACUUUAGUUUUAUGCCACCCCCACAUAGUGGCAUUGCUUUGUCUGAAAAACUUUAUGCCUUUUUGAGUGAAUGGGGAAUUGAAAACAAGGUGUUUAGUGUGACAUUGGAUAAUGCUUCUACAAAUGGUGUUUCUGUUGACAUGUUAAGAGAGCAACUAGUUGUCAAAAGGAUUCUUGUACACAAUGGCGAUCUAUUUCACAUGCGAUGUUGUGCACACAUACUAAAUUUAGUUGUGCAAGAUGGUUUGAAGCAGAUUGAUGAUUCAAUUGUUAAGAUUCGUGAUAGUGUCAAAUAUGUCAAGGGAUCCCAAAAAGGGUUGUGUCAAGAUGUACCAACUAGGUGGAACUCGACAUAUCUUAUGCUUGAAAGUGCUCUUUACUAUCGCCGUGUAUUUCAACAUUUAGAGUUGAGUGAUUCAAACUACAAGCAUUGUCCUUCUAGUGCCGAGUGGGAUAAAGUUGAAAAGAUUAAAACUUUUUUGAAGUUGUUCUAUGAUGCAACUCUUAAAUUUUCUGGAACAAAGUAUCCCACUGCCAACUUGUACUUCCCUUCCAUUUGGCAUUGUUGCUUCAUGUUGAAACAAUACUUAGAAGGUGAUGAUGAGUAUUUAAAGUAUAUGGCAACAGCAAUGUGGGGCAAGUUUCAAAAGUAUUGGUCUCAAUUCCAUCUUACCUUGGCUAUAGCAUGUGUUCUAGAUCCUCGUUUUAAGCUUAGGCUUAUUGAGUUUAGUUACAAAAAGCUUUAUGGAGAUGAUUGUGUUGAAUGCAUAUCAAUGAGGAGUACGUUGUACUCUAUUUUUGAAGAGUACAACGAAUUUGAUGAGAUAUUUUUAGUUGAGUCUACUACUGCAUCACAGAAAUCAGAGCUUGACCUUUAUUUGGAUGAGCCAAGAUUGGCUAGGACCGCGGAUCUUGAUAUCCUUUCCUUUUGGAAAUCAAACCAAUUUCGAUAUCCAGCACUAGCUUCUAUGGCUUGUGAUAUAUUGGCUGUCUCUGUUUCUACAAUUGCUUCUGAAGCUACAUUUAGUGUUGGUGGUAGAGUUCUUGAUUCAUUUCGUAGCUCACUUAAACCAAAGACAGUUGAAGCACUUGUUUGUACCAGAGAUUGGUUAUAUGGAGACAAAGAUUUCAAUGAAGAGGUGGAGGAUUUUACACAAGAUAUCUUCAACUUUUCAUUGAAAGAAGAGGAGCCUUUCUCACAGGGAUCAAUUUCUCCUGAACGUAAUGAUGCGCCUGGAGUCUCCCCACUGCAGCAAAUUAUUUAA